CACAAACUAGCCUCAACUUUGCAUUAUCAGUUGAUUUUAUACCCCUCUUGUUGAUUUACGCCUUAUUCACUCUUUGUUUACAGCCUCUCACGCGUCCACACACAGUAGCUAUCCAAAAAUGUCUCCAUACAGCGCCGCCGAGGAGAUGGAUCGUCUCCAGCUCUCUGACGAAGACACCGAAGACCUGUGGGAUUCGCCGUCGAAACGCGGAAAGAAGAAAAUUAACCAGGCUCCGAUUAAGCAUGAGAGUUCUCCGCCACCAGCAGCUCAAUCCGACCUCGAUGAGGGAACGCUUUUCGACCGCCAAGAGGCCCGAGAGGCUGCCCUCCGAAAUGAACUACAAUCCGUCCGCAAUAUAAACCAUGUUAUUGAGAGUCUGCUGGGCAGUCUCGAUCGGGCAAAGGGCAAUAUGGACAACGUUUCACGAACCGUCAAUUCCGCUUCUACUCUUCUCAACACCUGGACGCGCAUUCUAUCCCAAACGGAGCAUAACCAGCGCCUUAUACUGAACCCCAACUGGCAAGGCGCGACUCAAGACGCAGCCGACAUUGAGAACGAGGAAUACCUCAGACAGCAAGCUGCAGAGAGACGGGAAAGGGAGCUCCAACAACAAAGAGAAGCGGCGGCACGAAAGGCCGAGGAGGACGAGAGAAAGAGGGCACAGUCAACAACUUCCAGGGGCACGCGGGUCGUUUCCAGGGGACGAGCUCGGGGCGGACUGGGAAGAACACCCAGCGUUUCCUACUCAGGAACCAGCACAAGCGGGUCAAGAACCACUUCAACAACGUCAGGCACGAAAUCAUCUACAACAACUACACGGAGACCGGUCAGUGGGAUCGCGCGGGGUUCGGGGGUGACGCGUGGUCGGGGUAAGCAAUAAACCCACGGGCGGAUAGGCUGUCUCGAGGCACAAUAAUAGGCACAUUUUUUUUUCCGCGGCAGAAUAAUACCCAUGCAGCUCAUUUAUAGAAGGGAAAUGAUUCUAAGUAAAGCUUCG
Molecule: messenger RNA, 997 nt
Organism: Aspergillus versicolor CBS 583.65
Lineage: Eukaryota; Fungi; Ascomycota; Eurotiomycetes; Eurotiales; Aspergillaceae
Product: DASH complex subunit DUO1
Exons: 2
Coding region: 119-880 (253 amino acids)
Biological process (GO): mitotic cell cycle
Cellular component (GO): DASH complex; mitotic spindle
Source: RefSeq, a predicted model, not a curated record